AGGAGAGUGACGUAAGAGGAAGAAGUCGCCAUUAGAGGGAGGCGGAUAGAAGGGCUAGGAGCGCUUGGCCUGUCAGUUGUCGGUGCGCCUACCGUCAGGAGAGACAGGGCCGCUCUCCGGGGCUGCGUUUGCCCUUCAGUGCAGGCUACACGCCCGCUACGUUGGUGUCCAUGGCGGCUGGAGGAGGCGGAGCUGGGGGCAGCAAAACGUACUCGUUCAAGGUGGUGCUGCUCGGAGAGGGCUGUGUAGGGAAGACGUCGCUAGUGCUGCGCUACUGUGAGAACAAGUUCAACGACAAACACAUCACCACCCUGCAGGCAUCCUUCCUUACAAAGAAGUUGAACAUUGGAGGGAAAAGGGUGAACCUUGCGAUUUGGGACACGGCUGGUCAAGAGAGAUUCCACGCACUCGGCCCAAUCUACUACAGAGACUCUAAUGGGGCUAUUUUAGUGUACGAUAUCACAGAUGAGGACUCCUUCCAAAAGGUAAAAAAUUGGGUAAAGGAACUGCGGAAAAUGCUGGGGAAUGAAAUCUGUUUAUGUAUAGUAGGAAAUAAAGUAGAUUUGGAAAAAGAGAGACAUGUCUCUGUUCAAGAAGCAGAAGCGUAUGCAGAAUCUGUGGGUGCAAAGCACUAUCAUACUUCAGCCAAGCAAAAUAAGGGAAUUGAAGAGUUAUUCCUUGAUCUGUGUAAAAGAAUGAUAGAAACAGCACAAGUAGAUGAAAGAGCCAAAGGUAACGGGCCAAGCCAGUCAGGGGCGUCUAGGAGAGGAGUACAGAUUGUCGAUGACGAACCACAGGCACAGAGCGCGGGCGGAUGCUGUUCCGGAUAAAUGUGUGAACUGAGCAGAUACUUGUCCUAUCAGGAAGAUUGCCAUAUUCCAAGUCACCUAUUCUUUUACCAUUGGGGUAACCGAAAUUAACAGUAUUUAAAUGAGGAAAUAAAGUAACCAAAUCCGAGACUAAGCGGUAUACUGUCGGAGUGCGUGACCACAGAAUUGGCAUUUUCUACAGCUGAUUACUGAGCAAUUACCAAUGGCCUUUUUACAUAUGGUUUUUCUUUAAUGAAGAAUAAUAUGCAUGUAGAAAAGACCUACUUAAAGCUUCAUUUAUAUUCUUUUUAAUCCUGUUCUUUAUUUAAUAACUUAUGUACAUUGUUAGGACGGUAUGCACUUUGCUGCAUUUUGUGGAAAACUAAUAUUCUAAAAAAAGCAUUCCCCAGCAGAUAUCAGUCAUAUUUUUGCAGGGUUUUCACAUGGUCUAACUGUUCAUUUUGGUUCUAGUUAAUUCUAUCAAAUCUGGUCUAUGUGCAUUACAUAUUAAAUAUUUUAUCUGCCUUCUUUCCCUGUGCGAAAUAUGUCCUAGACUGUUGUAUGACAUUGCCGUUAGCAAGUUGUCUUAACACUGUUCUGCAAGUGACCUUUGUCAUGUGCUAACUCUUCUCACGUGUCCUUAGGACUUGCUCUAAUCACAGCGAUUGCUUUACACAUACACCACCGGAACAUAAUCCCGCUGAUCAGUAUAUACGAUUAUAUCUAUUGCUUGUUUCAUCAAACUCUGCAACUCUGGAGUAAGGAAUACACCUUGAGGAGCAUGUAGAACCAGCACUUUGUUUGGUACCUAUUGGCCCUCCGCCCAUGUAAUUGCUAUUAUUCGUUGUAGAAUAAAUCAUUUAUGCUUAACAAUGAUACUUGUUAUAAAAAUUAACUUGAAAUAAUUGGCUUUAACUUUUUUUUAAUUUUUAUAUACUACUACCCCUGACCUCUUUAGUUCCGGCGUGUUCUUACAUUUUCUUUUCAAGUCCUUAACAAUAACACUGACCUAUUUGAAGCUUUACCAUCAGUUAAGUAGUUCUGAAUGUCAUGGUAUUUGUGGUUCCUCUGAAAAUGUCUUUUCACUUGUAUGAUGGGUUUCUCUGCACUACACUUGUAGAUAAAUACAGGGGGAUUGUGGGAAAUGGGGGAGAAAUAAUGUUUGACAUCAAUUUUUGUUUUAAUUCACAAAGAAACAGUAAAGGUAAUGGUCAACGAUC
Molecule: messenger RNA, 2029 nt
Organism: Bufo gargarizans (Asiatic toad)
Lineage: Eukaryota; Metazoa; Chordata; Amphibia; Anura; Bufonidae
Gene: RAB21
Product: RAB21, member RAS oncogene family
Exons: 7
Coding region: 171-830 (219 amino acids)
Biological process (GO): Rab protein signal transduction
Molecular function (GO): GTP binding; GTPase activity
Source: RefSeq, a predicted model, not a curated record